Messenger RNA from Aspergillus alliaceus, 1515 nucleotides. RefSeq names its product putative MFS transporter. The transcript is spliced from 6 exons. Gene Ontology annotation, cellular component: membrane. NCBI's taxonomy places the organism in Eukaryota, Fungi, Ascomycota, Eurotiomycetes, Eurotiales, Aspergillaceae. Gene Ontology annotation, molecular function: transmembrane transporter activity. The record is from RefSeq and is a predicted model, not a curated record. Gene Ontology annotation, biological process: transmembrane transport. The coding region runs from base 1 to 1455 and encodes 484 amino acids.
AUGAAUGAAGUCAAGGAUUUGGAAGCUCUUCACCUGGAGGAAGCACAGUCGAAUGCUAAGGAAGCUUACAACGUCUAUGUACCGCCUGCGGAGCAGAGCUCUAUUCGGCGAAAAUUUGAUCGCCGGGUGUUGCCACUCGUGUGCAUACUCUACAUAUUAUCAUAUCUUGACCGAGGCAAUAUCGGGAAUGCGAAGACAGCAGGUAUAGACAAGGCACUCAGGCUCAAUGAUGCACAGUGGGCCUGGGUUCUGUAUGCGUUCUACAUUUGCUACAUAGUAUUCGAGUGGACCACGGUUCUAUGGAAGGUUUUUCCGGCACAUAUUUACAUUGCCAUCCUUUGUGUCUGCUGGGGAGCAGCUGCCAUGUGCAGUGGUGCAGUUAACAAUCUGACCGAGCUGAUUGUCUGUCGCUGCCUUCUUGGUAUAUUCGAAGCCGCAUUUGGCGCAGGGGCCCCAUAUUUUCUUUCGUUGUUUUACCAGAGAAAGGAGCUCGGGCUCCGUGUCUCUAUGUUACUGGGAAUGUCGCCGGUAGCGAACUGCUUUGCCAGUGCACUGGCCUAUGGCAUCACACGGAUCAGUAAUUCCAUUGAACCAUGGCGGCUCCUAUUUAUCAUUGAGGGAGCACCAACAGUCCUCUUCUCCAUAGUUGUCUUUUUCCUCCUCCCUGAUUCCCCCGGAACUGCCAAAUUCCUCACGGAAACCGAACAGACCCAAGCCGUCGAACGCCUCCAAACCGUCGACCAGACCGCCAAAAACCGCAUGGAAUGGAAACAAGUCCUCCAAGGCCUCGUAGACUGCAAGAACUAUAUCCACAUGACAAUCCACUUCUGCUGCAACUACUCGUUCGCCGGCCUCUCCAACUUCCUCCCCACCAUCAUCGAAGAAAUGGGCUACACCUCUGUCAAUGCGCAGGGCCUGUCUGCGCCCCCGUACUUCGCCUCCUUCCUCCUCUGCAUUGUAGCAGCUAUCAUCUCAGACCGGGGGGGAUAUCGGGGGCUGGUUAUAACAGCAUCUGCUAUCGUAGGAAUGGCAGGAUAUCUGAUUCUAGCUGCAGUGCAGGAUGAACACAGACCCGGUGUGAGAUAUUUGGGGGUUUGGCUAGCGACUUGUGGAGUGUUUCCAGCAUUAUCGAUUAAUAUAACGUGGUUGCUAAAUAAUCAGGGUGGCGAUUCGAAAAAGGGGGCUGGGAUGGCCAUUUUGGCGGUUUUUGGUCAGUGCUCGAGUUUUGUGAGUAGUUCAGCUUUUCCGGGCUCUGAGAGACCAUUUUAUGUCCGGGGUUGUGCCAUCGGGUGUGGAGUAACUGGUCUAGUUGCGGUGCUGGCGUUAGGGCUAUUUGUGAAAUUGAGCCAUGAAAAUCGGCGGCGGGAUCGGGUAUAUGGGAAGGUGGAUGAAAAUAUCCGGGUAGACGUUACAAAGGAGGGAGAUAACCACCCUCAAUUUCGGUAUAUGACCUGAAGGGCCGGAUGGAUAUAUCGUAUUUGUAUGUGGACUGCUCAUGCCUUACGUGUGACUCUG